Molecule: messenger RNA, 3375 nt
Organism: Xiphophorus couchianus (Monterrey platyfish)
Lineage: Eukaryota; Metazoa; Chordata; Actinopteri; Cyprinodontiformes; Poeciliidae
Gene: antxr2a
Product: ANTXR cell adhesion molecule 2a
Exons: 17
Coding region: 335-1837 (500 amino acids)
Cellular component (GO): cell surface; plasma membrane
Molecular function (GO): transmembrane signaling receptor activity
Source: RefSeq, a predicted model, not a curated record
AAGCAGCCUAACUUUUCCUUCGGGCUCUGAAGUUCAGCGGGAUAAACUUGUGAAAACCUGAGAUCCUCUUGACGUUAUGGGGGUUCAGCACUUAUUCGGGGUGCGGGGUUCGGCUUUAUUGAGGAUGUGAGUGAAGAGUGAGUCAGGAAGAUGUAGACACUAAGCUGGUGACGUAGCUCCGGUAGUUUCCUUUAUAUUGCAGCCCAAUCACUGAACAUUGUUAUUUAGUGGAAGUUUUUAACAAAGUAACAGCUGCUGUUUGCUACUCUCUACUGGAUGAAGCUGCAUUCUUCGGCUUUCUGUGAAUAAUAACUGCGGGGUUUGUGUGUGGAAAAUGUUGAAUUUGCUGUCUCGGAGUCCCACCGCGGAGGAGAACCUUCAGGGAAGGCGGCUGUGGACUGCAGCCGCUGUCGCGGUGACCAUCCUGGGGUUGUUCGCGGCCACUGGCUGGGCAGAGGAAGCCUCCUGUCACGGAGCCUACGACCUCUACUUUGUUUUAGACAAGUCUGGAAGCGUCGCCAGAAACUGGUUAGAAAUCUACUCCUUUGUGAAGAACCUUACGGACCGGUUCGUGAGUCCACAAAUGAGAGUCUCAUUCAUAAUUUUUUCAUCCAGAGCUGAAGUUCUGUUGCCUCUGACCGGAGACAGGCAUAAAGUUGAAGAAGGCCUGCGUCGCUUGCACAGUGUGGUACCAGCAGGUGAAACGUUCAUGCAUGAGGGAAUAAAAGAGGCUAACACUCAGAUCCAGCAGCAGUCCACAAAGUCCUCCAGCAUCAUCCUGGCUCUGACAGACGGGAAACUGACAGUGUAUAUCAAUGAGCUCACCCAACAGCAGGCUGAUGAAGCCAGGAAAUAUGGCGCUCGUGUUUACUGCGUUGGUGUCUUGGACUUUGAUGAGCAGCAGCUUGCUGAUAUUGCGGACUCCAAAGACAACGUGUUUCCUGUCAAAGAUGGCUUCCACGCUCUCAAAGGCAUUGUCAACUCUAUAUUAAAGCGAUCGUGCACAGAGAUCCUGACUGUGGAGCCUUCCAUUGUGUGUGUGAACGAAUCCUUCGACAUCGUCCUCAGAGGGAACGGCUUCUCUGUCGGACAGAACAAUGAAGGGGUCAUCUGCAGCUUCAUAAAGAAUCAGCAAACCAUCAACAACAAGCCAACUAUUGUGCACAAUGACUACCUGCUGUGUCCCGCUCCCAUAAUGUAUGAUCCUGGAGAAACUAUGGAUGUUCUUAUCAGCCUAAACAAUGGCAAAUCAUUCAUCGCUAGUGCCUACACCAUCACUGCAUCUACAUGUUCAAGCGGUUCUGUGGUUCUGAUCGUGAUUCUGGUGAUGCUGGCGCUCGCGGCUCUGGCCUUCUUGUGGUGGUUCUGGCCUCUCUGCUGCACUGUGGUCAUCAAAGACCCACCGCCGCCGCCUCCACCUUCCCGUCCGCCUCCACCUGAACCCGAGUCGCUGCCAAAGAAGAAGUGGCCGACGGUGGACGCCUCAUACUACGGAGGAAGAGGAGCGGGAGGCAUCAAACGCAUGGAGGUGAAAUGGGGAGAAAAGGGAUCAACUGAGGAGGGGGCCCGGCUGGAGAAGGCCAAAAAUGCUAAAGUGUCCGAACCAGAGGACGUGGAAGAGCCGAUGAUCAAACGUCCAAAACCUAAACCGGCGUCCAACAACAGGCAGGCUGAAAGCAAAUGGUACACUCCUAUCAAGGGUCGCCUGGAUGCGUUGUGGGCUUUGUUGCGGCGGCAGUAUGACCGGGUCUCCCUCAUGCGUCCCACCUCAGCAGACCAGGGCCGCUGUGUUAAUUUCAACCGUGUGCCACAUCAGGCGAGCAGAACUACUGUGUGAAAGUGACUGAGCUCAUGGCUGCCGACCAGACAACAGAUUCAGGGUUAUUUUGGUUUUGCCAACGUUUCUUGCAGCUGGAACCACUACACGUUUCCCCGGCCGUCACUUUUUACACCGAGCUUCCUCUCUUGUAGAUCUCUGCAUCAUACCGGCUGAAACAUGUAAUGUUUUAAUGUUAUUUUUAACCUCUAACUUAUUUACUGCCUGAUUCCGAAUCUCUUUUCUUUGUUUGUUGGUUUUUGAUAAAAAAAGAAGAAGAAAAAAAACGAGCGCCUCAGAACUCAGCACUCAGUCUGUGUUAGCUUUUCAUGUGCACCGAAGACUUAACAUAUUCUGACCAUAUUGUGCCUUCUGAAAAAAAGCCUGGUUUCAUGGACACAGACGGAAACUAUCUAUAAAAAAAAGAAAGAAAGAAAGAAAGGGGGCUGUUUGCCUUUGGCGUGGAAGUCGGAAUAAUCCCAGCGGGGCCUCCAAAGUGCAGUAGUCCGUUUUCCUUUUGGCAAUGUCUCAUCUCGACUCUUCUCCAACUUCAGCGGCGCUGGAUGCCCGGCGGCUGCCCUCUGACUGGCUUAUCCUGUCAUUUCAUCACUGAGAAGUGCACACGCAUGACAAAUUGUAGACAGGACGCCCCAAGGUGUUGGAAGGCACCAAGAUUUUGCCCUUUAGUUUUUUUUUUGUUGUUGUUCUUACAGAUACCUUCCUUUCAUUAUGCGCUCGGGACAAGGAAAUUAAUAGAGCGUUAUCGGACCGCAGGACAGCCUUCUGAGCGGGACGCGUCUCCAGCUACGUUUGAGGGAUUGAUGCCUUCCAGACCUUGACAUGGCGCUUGGUGUUUUCGGUUCAGUCUGCUCUCUGCUCAGUAAGGCGUAGCACAUCACGGCCGAUAAACAGGCCUAUCAGUUAGGACUUAAGCUACAGAUGCAACUGCACUCCCUUCGCCUGCGUCACAACUCGCCUGUUCCCCCAGCGCCCGAAUAUCAAAGUUUAAUUAAAAUAAUUAAAGGCAACAGCAAGCAGCAGCCUGUGAAGACUUGGCUGUCUCUUUUUUUAUGCCUUUUUGACUUUGAAUGACCUAUAACUGUGCAACCAAAAAGGAGGACACGGCGCCGCGGCGACGGUCCACCAUGUCCAAAACGCAAACCCAAAGCAACGGAUGCGACGGACGGAUAAGUAUUGUUCAUUUCCAGAAAUGAUGCCCCCCUUCCCACCCUGAUAUCCCCCCCCAAAAAAAUCCGGGGUUAUAUAUUUAUAUUUAUUGUAGACUUCUCAAGCGCGCUGUCAUGACGCCAUUCCUAAAUGAUGUUAGUGUGAGCGGAAACACUGUGGGGGAGGAAAGGGGGCAGCUGAAGAAAAAGGCUCGAAUGAUCCAGUCACUUCGGAUACCGUACUUCAGACGCAGAAUGGAUAUUCGAGUCGAAACCUGACAAAGCGUGCCGGCUUUGACGGGAAGCGGUAUAGACAAUGACCAGUGGCUGGGUCAGUGGGAUGUCUCCGUGCAAGCAGGGAAGCUUAUCAAAUGACACUAAAAAUAAGUUCAA